AUAGUUUACGGUAUUAGUACAAAUAUGGCCAGACAAAACUUCGUAGGGUUAGUCAUCUCCCAGGGGAAGAUGCAAAAGACCGUCAAGGUCCGUGUUUCUGGAAGAGUGUACGACCGAAAGAUUGACAAAGAAAUUAUUAAAAGAAAAGACUACCUUGUCCAUGACGAAGGUGAGAUUUGUAAAGAAGGAGAUAUUGUCAGAAUAGAAUCCAUACCCAAACGUUCAUCCAAAAAAGCAUUUGCCGUGGCUGAAAUCAAAGUUAAUAAGGGUCAACAAUUCGCCUUGUAUCAAGAUAUGGCUAAGGAAAGAGUGUCUCAGGAAAUUGCCGAUAGACUUAAUACCGCACAGAAUGCACAAGCGGAAGGUGUACUCAGCAAGAUUGCUGAUUUGAGAAAAUUGGAUAGUUUGACUGAACAAGUUGUAAAUGCAUCUUCUGAAGAAAUUGACGGAUUGGUCAAUGAAAUUGAACUGAUUAAACAAAAGUAUAAUAUCUCCCAAUGGCCAACCACCGAUGAGCUCAUUGAAUUAGAAGUCAACCACGAAGCCAAGGCAGCUGACGGAACUCGUGUUAACAACAUCAAGUAUAUUUUGGACGAAUUAUUGAGUCAAGCAAAGUAUGAAGAGUUUGUCAAGGACGUGGUGAAUGAAAAGGCAAAGAAACCAUUUGAAGAAGUGGCUAGCUCGACCAAGAAGAACAUAUUGAGAAAGUAUGUAUUGAAUUUGGAAAACCCAUGUCCUGUUCCCAUUCCACACAGUGUAUAAUAACCUCAGCUUGUAUAUAGAGAAUUUACAUAAAUUUUGUUC
Spathaspora passalidarum NRRL Y-27907 is the source of this 804-nucleotide messenger RNA. RefSeq names its product mitochondrial 37S ribosomal protein uS17m. Gene Ontology annotation, cellular component: ribosome; mitochondrion. Gene Ontology annotation, molecular function: structural constituent of ribosome. The coding region runs from base 25 to 762 and encodes 245 amino acids. Gene Ontology annotation, biological process: translation. NCBI's taxonomy places the organism in Eukaryota, Fungi, Ascomycota, Pichiomycetes, Serinales, Debaryomycetaceae. The transcript has a single exon. The record is from RefSeq and is a predicted model, not a curated record.